AUGGCGAGCAUGCUUCUGGUAUACAUGAUGCUGGCUCUAUGGGCUGGUAUUAUGAUCCUGCCACUGCAAUGGCAAACAGGUCGGCAGCUCAAAUGUCUGGUGGUGAUGCAUUUGUUGCAGCAAGCAAGCAAUGGCAGUACAGGGCAUGUCUCUUGGAGAUUAUUGCAGACGCGUAUGUUGGCACCAGCCAGUCCUGUCAGCAUUAUGCACAAGCCCUGGCCUCAGCUCUUACGAACAGCGAGAACGUCAGCGGAUUGCUUCACUUUGCAAAACAAGUGCUGGACAGAGACUUAUACAUGCGAUAUCUGGCAACCAUGUAUAGGCACCACCCCGAUGAUGUCGCGAGCUUUUGCACUACAUGCCACGAGCUUUGAAAGGGCAACGACUAAACACAGCGAUGGUAUAGGUAGUAAGGACACUUCCUGUUGUCUCAGGCAUCUUGCUGGUAAAAUGGGGCACAUCGAUGGAUGUACAUGGUGGACAACUAUCGAGCAGCGGCAGGACCUGUGCAAUUCGAGUGCUUCACUGCUCUUUUGCACGAUGCAACUCUCGUUCCCUGCCACCGACUGUACACAGCAAGCAUAUUGUUUCAGUUGCUCAAAGCAAACCAGAGGUUGCUACAGCGAUGCCCUUCAUAUAAGAAAAGCAACUGGCAUAUGGUGGAACCUACAGUUCUGGUAUGCACUACAUCCCAUUUCCCAGUCCCCAUAUACCUCAGAGUGUUAUACCAUGGUGAACCGCGGUCGCAGUCCACUACCUCGCCAUGGGUAUCGUUCUACACGUACGGAUGCCUCCAGAAGCCGAACCAGAAGCAGAGUUCCUCUGAGGCGACGAGAUCCUCAACCGGUGCGAUCCCCGUUACCAAGGUUAUGUGGAGAACCUGGGCGACGCCCAUUGCCCCGCCAUCGACCACAGCGGGCAGCCCGACAACGAACACCCUCACAGUCACCGACACCGGACCAUGCUAGAGAGCUGCACACAGGCGAGGCUGGUGGUUUCUUUCGCUGGCCUCGUAACAUACAGCCAGAUGACGACCUCAGCGAGGCCUCGGUCGAUGCAGGUAUGAUAUCACCAUCACAGUCACCAUCACCGAGACAUACAUGUCCAGCAAAGCUUACUUCACCUUCUCCACGACAUCGACCUUGUGCUCAUAACAAUAUUCGCUCACCGGCGACUUCAUCCUCCAGCAACAGCUCCUCGACCACUAUUAUUAGGGUGGUCGGAGCAAUGCCACGAGACCGCUCCCUGGAGCCGGCAGCUCCAGUGAUUCUUCGCGAAGCGCGACAGCCCUCGCGUGAGCGCGAGCCAGUAGCGCUUGAGCCGGCAACGAGGUCACCAGGCGGGAUACGACCUCAUCGCAUUCAUCGUGUACGACCUCUGGAGCGAACGGGGCAGCGGAAGCCUGUUGGUUCUGCUGGAGAGGUCUCCAGCCGCCAGAGCAACACCUUAGUCGAAAAGGAGGCAGAGGAGAGACGCCUGGCCAGUAUUUCUACGAUGCUUACACACAGGAAGAAACAGAAGGACGAGAAGAAGACAAACCAAGCAUUGGAGUCAGAUGCACAGCCUAUUCCGAAGAAGACGGUGAAGAAGACCAGAGUGAAAUCGAAAGCCAAGGCAAAGGAGCGCACUCGAGUGAAGGAAUUUCCCACGGGCACCAUGCUGAUCACCUCGAAGAAGCCGAAGAGCUACAAAGAGUGUCGGGUCGUAUCUUCGACUGAGGCCUACGCUAUGUCCCUGCAGGAAUUACAGCAACAGGCCAAAGAUCGACGACUCCGGCAGCUACAACGUCUUCAAGCCACCGCGGCGACAGUGGCCGAAACGUCUCUCGAUGAGCGGCCAUCCCAACCUGGUGAUACGGAGGAGGUCAUCCAGCAGGGCGCGAACUUGGGGAAUGGCGAGGCACCGAAUGUGGCGACUGUCUCUGUGGAACUGGCAGCUACCCUCCCGGAUGCAGGUCCAGAGGACAAGGUGGACGACGCUACAGCCAUCAAUCAACGAACUUCGAUAGAAGGGGAGGUCGCAACCGACGUCAACACCGCUGCCCUAGAUCAAUCCACAUCUCCGGACAACCAGCCCGUGGCCGAUACCAAUGCAGUAUCGGAUGUAGCUGGUGAAUCUGUACAAAUGGAUCUCUCUGCACAGCUGGAAAAGUAUACCGUACCCAUGGUGCACCAUGCAUUGGUUGCAAUACAUGUAUGGGUAUUCGAAGUGGAUUGCGUAACUCGAUGCCACUGCAGGACAGUCGUCCUUUUCGUGAAGAGAUCCAUGGAUAACGUCUGCAGACGGAAGCAGUACCACUGCCACAGGUCCCUUGUGACCCCGACUUGCGAGCAUCUGCAAUCUCACUAUGUAUUGCAACAGGUGACGCCUCCGACACUAUCAGACCCAUCCCGAUACACAACGAGUUUGCAUUAUGGUCUGGACCCAAGUUCUUGCAACAUCGACCAUGAGCAGCUACAGCUUAUAUGCCGGAUGAUCACCGUUGCUGACUCAUAUUAUUCUCAUACCAUGUAUGGGCAUGCUGAUACUGAUUUUCACCUUGGGAUAUAUCAGGCUCAGAAUCCUUAUAUCGACUGCUCGGUAGCCGGGACUACUGCUUGUAUUGCUACCGCCUGCCCUGUGCAAUGCCUCCCAAAAGAAGGGCAAACCACCCGGCGACUCCGCCAUCGAAGCGAAGGAGGUCACGACUCACCGACGACGACAUCUCGGAUGACUCCUAUGCCAGGAUGGAAAGCGAAAUCUUCGACAGCCCUUCGGAGACACCUGCAGAAGAAGGAGACGCCACCUCCAGACCCAGUGUCACAGGACGAGGGACCGGCACCUCCACGGGAAGUAGAGCCUCAGCCGAUACUGCCAAGCCUUCAAUGCCGACUCCCAGGCCUGCGACCACCAGCAUGGACAUGGGCAUCCUCGCGAGACGCGGAGCCUCGGCCGAUGCUCCCAAAGCCUCGACUCCGUCACCGGGGCAUCCUCGCCCAGCUACCUCGACCACUACUCCACGACCCUUCCUCUCACGCGGAGGGCCACCCCCCCCAACAGGGGCGCCACCACUAUCGGUUCCUGGGCUUCGGAGUGGGCCACCCGCCCAUUGCUGAUGUGGGGCAACGGCUGCAAACCUGGCACUUGGAGUUCAACGAGGGACCGACAAUAUCAGUCGCCGGGCAACCCACACGCAGUUGGUUCUUCCAUCUCCGGCAAGGGUUUGUACACAAUGUGGACGGAGCUCUCACAGCACAUCACGAUGUGGUCUUGGAGCCGGUCAGAGUGGUUCGGGGAACAUCACUACCAAUGUCGACGACCUCAAUGCCAACGCAGAUCACGUCGGAGAGGACCCCACCUCGUGCUGAGGACUAA
This is a messenger RNA of Symbiodinium natans, 3354 nucleotides long. The record is from the annotation of a GenBank genome assembly. Lineage: Eukaryota; Dinophyceae; Suessiales; Symbiodiniaceae.